Messenger RNA from Salarias fasciatus (jewelled blenny), 925 nucleotides. RefSeq names its product cytochrome c oxidase assembly factor 6 (gene coa6). The record is from RefSeq and is a predicted model, not a curated record. Gene Ontology annotation, biological process: mitochondrial ATP synthesis coupled electron transport; respiratory chain complex IV assembly. Gene Ontology annotation, cellular component: mitochondrion. The transcript is spliced from 3 exons. Lineage: Eukaryota; Metazoa; Chordata; Actinopteri; Blenniiformes; Blenniidae. The coding region runs from base 230 to 472 and encodes 80 amino acids.
AGCGCCUCUGCGCGUCCUUCACUCCGGCGGUGUUAUAAACACGUUACAAAAUUCGCGUUUCCGUGGAUUUUGUGGAUCCGUGACUCCGCUGCGCUGUUCUGUCGGGAUUUAUGGAGUGAGAGGAGCGAGCAGGAGCCGCGAGAAGGAGUCCUCUGAAGGGAAUAAAGUCUUAUUCGACGGGCAUUUCACUCUUUUAACAGAUCCUUCCAUUUCCUUCGUGAAGGCAGAGAUGACCGCUCCAAACUCAGAAGAGAGGAAGGCCUGCUGGGACUCCAGGGAUCUGCUCUGGAAAUGUUUAGACGACAACAACGACAGUGUUUCAUCCUGCCAGGAGCUGCAGAGCCAGUUUGAGGCAAAGUGUCCAGCUCAGUGGGUGAAAUACUUCACCAAGAGGAGAGACUUCCUGAAAUUCAAGGAGAAGAUGCAGACAGAAAGCUUCAAACCGGCUGAAGGCCCCCAGGAGGAAUCUUAACCUCCGCUCUGCAGAAAAACCACCACACGCUGCUCACUGACAGACUUUACCUCUUCAUCAAGACCUGCAGGACUUUGGAAGCAGUUUCCAGCUGUGAUGGUGUGUGUGUGUGUGUGUGUGUGUGUGUGUGCGCGCCUGUAUUUCACCUUUUUGUCGCUAUUUAUUGAAUCAGAGAUUUAAGGAAUCCAGCACGAAGGACCUGUCUGAAAGUUAAUUGAGCUCCUUGUUUGGAGCCGUGGAGAGGCCUGUUGGAGUUUUAAAAAUUCCAAAUCACACUGGAAUGCACCCACUCUUCUGGUAUGAGUUACUUAAAUCAACAUUUGGUACUGAAAACAUCGUGUAUUCAGUGAUCUCUGCUCUGCAUCAGCACAAAUGUUGACAUUAACUUUUUAUGUAUUCGUGCUCGAUCUGUUCUGAUCAGCGAUUUCCAAAUAAAUACUGAUUAUUAAUGGG